Messenger RNA from Drosophila bipectinata, 1586 nucleotides. Its product is annotated as allantoinase. Gene Ontology annotation, biological process: allantoin catabolic process; purine nucleobase catabolic process. The record is from RefSeq and is a predicted model, not a curated record. Gene Ontology annotation, cellular component: cytoplasm. Lineage: Eukaryota; Metazoa; Arthropoda; Insecta; Diptera; Drosophilidae. Gene Ontology annotation, molecular function: allantoinase activity; zinc ion binding; cobalt ion binding.
UUUAGAAUGGAUCUGUUGUUUCUUAGCCGUCGCAUUUUUCUGGGCGAUGGCGAACAAAAUGGACUCAUUCAUGGUGGUAUUAUAGUGGAUACUGAGGGUAUUAUACGAAGGGUCCUUCGUACCCCCCAAGAGGUCAACACCUAUCUGUACAAUACCGAAUCCGAGGCUGUUUAUGAUUUCGGUGACCUGCUGCUAAUGCCAGGACUCAUCGAUCCAAAUGUUCACAUCAACGAACCGGGUCGUAAGGAUUGGGAGGGUUUUGUGGCAGCCACCAAAGCUGCUGCUGCCGGUGGGUUCACCACGAUUAUAGACCGACCCACGAAUGCCACACCGCCGACCGUCAAUGUCGCAGGCUUGAAAGCCAAAACCGCCACGGCACGUGGCAAGAUCUAUGUGGAUGUGGGCUUCUGGGGCGGUGUAGUGCCCGGAAAUGGUGAUCAGUUGAUACCCCUCCUCGGUGCCGGUGUCAUGGGAUUGCAGUGUACACUGGCCGGCUCACCAGAGCCCGUAUCCGGAGAGUUUCCUGCCGUGAACGAGAAACAGCUUGAGGAUGUGCUGGACCUGCUAAAGGACGAAGAGGAGGCAGUUAUAGCAGUACAUGCCGAAACACCGGGAAGUUUAAGCGAAUCGGAGUCGAUGGCACCUCGGGAGUACAAGACAUUUCUGGCCACUCGCCCGCCCCACAUGGAGGUCUCGGCCGUGCAGAUGCUGUGCCGACUGAGCCAACGGCACCCGCGGCGUCGCAUUCACAUCCUGAACUUGAGCAGCGGCCAGUGCCUCCCCCUGGUGGCGGAAUGUCAUCGAAAUGGGGGCCAUCUUACCGUCGAAACUUGUCCCCAUUAUUUGGCCUUGGGCGCCGAAGAUAUUCCAGAAUGCGGCACCGAAUUCAAGACAUGGCCGCCGAUUCGUGAACGUUCCAAUCAGGACCUACUGUGGCCAGAAUUGAAGCCCAAUGGCGGUAUUCGGAUAAUUGCCAGUGAUCACUCACCGGCCACGCCGGGCGUUCGGUGCCUCACCGGCGGCCGGGGGCGUGGCAACUUCUUAAAGGCCUGGCCGGGCAUUAAUACGUUGCAGCUCAGCUUGCCGGUGGUAUGGACGGCGAGUCAUCAGAGGAGUGGUGAAGGUAAAGAAUCUAUAUCCCUUUCGGACAUCCACCGAUUAAUGUGCCUGGAGCCGGCCCUACUCUGCGGUGUGUCCAACUUCAAGGGCCGCAUCGCUGAGGGCUUCGACGCCGACUUUUGUGUUUGGUGUCCCGAGGAGGAGUUCACCGUCGGUCCAGAGCUCCUUUUCACGGCCACCAAGGCCACACCCUAUGCCGGCCGGCGGCUAAGGGGGGUGGUGCAUGCCACGGUGGUGCGGGGCCUGCACGUCUACCAGCAGUUCGAGGGCUUCGGCCAGCCCCUUGGUAAGGUCCUGCUGCGGAAGACCAGCCGCAAGCUGGUCAAGUUCGUGAGGAUGUGAGUCCGAAUUGGGGUAAACUUUGUUAAUUAAAAUCAUUAAGAUAUUGGAGGGGCGGUGCGAUGUUUUGAUUGCCUUUUUUUCCCAAAGAGAUACUAUGCCACUUAGAAAUAAAUUAUAAAAAUGGU